UCUGAUCGGUACACUAAUGGAGGAAUGUGAAACGUUAAUUCAAUAAGCUUGCGUUGUGCUCUGCGUUGCUUCUUUGUAGUUUUUACUUUUGCUAUGUUUUAUUCAUCGAAAUGCUACAGAAAAAAUAAGUUAUUUAUCUCUUCGAAACUAACGUAACAAUGAUGUUACCGAGCCAUGAACAUCCGGGAUAUCUAAUUUCCUCAUCAAUGUCGAGUCGGUAAAAUGGCGGUGCAGUGUGACGGGGGAGGCAAAGAUGAACUAAAGACUCAGUUUAUGACUCGAGAAGGAGUGUAUAAAUUAAUGACUUUAUCUGAGUACUCUAGACCUAAUAGAGUAGGCUUCAAUGCGCAAGCCAAUACACCUGUGAAAGUCUCCUUCGUAACUAUGCCUGAUCCAUCCGGCAACGGAGAUCGUAUUUGUUUCAAUGUAGGCCGAGAGCUUUAUGUUUACAUGUAUAAAGGUGUGAAAAAGGCAGCUGAUUUAACUAAACCUGUUGACAAACGUGUGUACAAGGGAACCUAUCCAACCUGCCAUGAUUUUAAUCAAUGCACGGUCACAAGUGAAGGAGUAUCACUUUUGGUUGGUUUUUCUGCUGGUCAGAUUCAAUUAAUAGAUCCUAUCAAGAAAGAACUUAGUAAAUUAUAUAAUGAAGAGAGACUGAUUGACAAAACAAAAGUGACUUGUUUGAAGUGGGUGCCUGGCUCUCAGAAUCUGUUUCUUGUAUCUCACAGUAGUGGACAGAUGUAUGUUUAUAAAGAAGACUUGCCAUGUGGUAAUACACCACCACAUUACCAAUUAUUUAAACAAGGUGAAGGUUUUGCAGUAUAUACUUGCAAAACGAAAAGUACGAGAAAUCCUCUUUAUAGGUGGGUGAUAGGUUAUGGUGCUUUAAAUGAGUUUUCAUUCUCACCCUGUUCAAAAUAUCUUGCUACAGUCAGUCAAGAUGGAUUUUUAAGGAUUUUUAAUUAUGAUACUAUGGAUCUAGUAGGUAUAGUAAGAAGCUUUUUUGGUGGAUUACUGUGCGUAUGUUGGAGUCCAGAUGGAAAAUAUGUAGUAACUGGAGGAGAAGAUGAUCUGGUAACUGUAUGGUCUUUUCAAGAAAAAAGAGUUGUGGCUCGAGGCCAUGGCCAUAAAUCUUGGGUUAGUGUAGUUGCAUUUGAUGCAUUUACCUAUACUGACUCAGAUGGUCUUGAUUUAUGUGACAGUGAAGAAGAAGUUAGUCCAUUGCCUAAUGAUGAUGCAAGUGAGUCUUCAAAAACUGUAGCAUCAGGAAGCAAAACUGAUUCAGGCACUUUAGUUCCAAACUCUGUAUGUGCAAGAAAUUCUUUAUCUGGUAGUAGGUCUUUAAACAUUACCUCCUAUAGGUUUGGCUCUGUAGGGCAAGAUACACAAUUGUGUCUUUGGGAUUUGACUGAGGAUGUUCUAAAACAACCUAUAGGAAGGACAAGGACUAGUAUGUUGCUCAAUAGUCCAAGUACGCAUCUUCCAACUCUAAGUAAAUGUAAUAGUGUUGGGAAUGCGCAAGCUAAUUGUUGUCCAAAAGAAGCAUCCUUAAUGGAUGGAAACCUUGGUUUACCAAGUCUCAGUAUAGGAAGUAAAAGUGCAACAUUAGAAAAAGAGAAAAAGCCGGAUAAAGAACAUAAACGAAAUUUCAGCCUUGCUUCAAGGAAUGCUGAUAAAAAUAGCCUUAAUAAGUCCAACCAAAGCAAAGUGUUGGAUGACCCUGUGAAAUUAAUUGGGACUCCAAUCUGUCCUCGGAGAGAUGAAGUCUCCAUGCUUGAACCUCUUAUAUGCAAGAAAAUAGCACAUGAAAGGUUAACUGCAUUGGUGUUCAGGGAGGACUGCUUUGUAAUAGCCUGCCAGGAAGGUUUUGUCUGUACGUGGGCAAGGCCUGGUAAAGGUAUACUUGCUCAACAUGUGGGUAGCCCAAGUUCCAGUAAUCCAAGUGGAGGGACAGUUGUUUAACAUUAGAGAAAGUAUAAUUUGCCAUAUUUGUCUUGGCAAACUGUGACAUACCUGAAUGUUUCCUAUGCAGCUGUUGUGUUAUUUGCAUUUGUGCUGCUUGUCUUGCUAGUCCUCAGUGAAACUUAAGUAAAGCAUAAUCAAAAUAAUUUUUAACUUACAUCCUCUUUUGAGGUAUGAAAUAUCUAUGCAAAUAUUAAUCAUUUUCACAUUUCAGCUGUAACACUAAAAUGAGCCUGUUGAAGAAAUCAAGUUCCUGCUAGGAAUUCAAGUGGAAUCGUAUCAAAUUUAUGGCUAAUAUUAUGAUUUUUUUGUGUGUGUGUGUUUAAACUGUAAUUAUGUAUUUUUUUCUCCUUUUUUGUAUUAGAGAGCACUAACAAGAAAUCCUUUCUUUAUAAAUAGGCUUAACAAAAAUUUUUAAGAUAAAUUUAAAAACUGAUCAUCUCCACUAUUCUCCAUUCAUUCAGUUUGAAAAUUUGUAGUAUUUAAAUUCUUAAAUUUAUGUAGUGACAAAGAUACAGUUUGAAAAUAGUUUGAAGCAAUAUUAUCAAUAGUUUGGUGGCAAUUCCUGGAUGUUUUAGAGGAUUUAUUUCCAUAAAUUGCAUUUUUAUGUUGUAUAUGCAUUUUGUACUUGUUAUAACCAUUUCGUAGGUUCUUUCUACAAAAACUGUAAUGCGUAAUUAUUCUGCAAAUGUGUAAAUUUUGAUUUUAAGAAUACAAUGUUGCUAUUAAGAUAUAAAAAAAAGUCAGUUAAUGUUAAAAGUCUACAAAUAAAAUUUUCUAAAUCUUUCCUCCUCAAUGCCAGAAGAAACAUACAGUGUAAAUAAUUACAGUUCCAUUCUUUUGUUCAUUGUAUUUAAUAACAUGUAAUAAUUUUACUUUCCUGCUCUCAUUCUGUAUAAUUUGAAGGAAUUGCUACCCUGCUGUCAAAAACUUGAGUACCAUCCAUUUUUAUGAAAUUUCUGUCAGACCAUUUUAAUGUGAUGGUAAGAAAGUGAAGACUUAUUAAAAUUUUAAUGACACAAAUUUUAUUUUUUAUGAUUUUGUUUCUUGAUUCUGCUAAAAAUUGUGAAAGUUGCUAAUUUUUUCAAUGGUGCUUUCUAAUGUAUAUCUGAUGAUCAUGUACUCUUCUUACUGAACUCUUUUAAGUUUCAAAUUGCUAAUGGAAAUGAUCUAGUCACCAAGGGGAAGAGGUGGAAUGUGAUCUUGUAAAGAAAAUUUACUUGAACUAUAAUUCACCUUUAAAAUAGUUCAGUCAAGUCAUUUUAUGUUUUGUUAUUGAUUUCUUUUUGUGCGUUGUUUUAAUGUUCUCUUGUGUAAAAGAGUUUUAUAGACAGUUAAAAAAAUUUUUGUGUGUGCAUGUUUUAUAUAAAUUACUAUUCAUGUUUAUUCAUCAUUGUUGUAUUUAUGAUAGUACUAAAAUUGUCUUUUUAUAUAUUUAUUUUUAAAUUAAGUAAUAUGCUGUAUUUUCUCUAUUUGUCAGGAAGCUGUCAUAGAAUGCUUUUGAAUAAGCAGUAUUGCUUUUUGAUCACUUUUUAAAGAAUAACCACAUUGUUGUAAUCUUUAUGUUACUUUGAAUUUUUUUUUUUCAUAAUAUUUGUUUAAAAUCUUUGUGCAUGGUUUUGUUUUUUAGGCUGUGAUAAUGCAAUAAAAAUUAUUAUGAAUUAUAAAAACAGCAGUAUAUGUAAACUUCAGGAUGGUAGUAAUAAUGCGAGUUCUCCCCCUCCCCCCCUUUUUUUUUCUUCUCAAUUUUAGUCAUGGAAGGGCAAACGUAAUACCUUUGCAUUCUUUUAUAUUUAGGUUUUGAUUUUACAUCAUUGAUAUAGAUUCCAUCUUUUGAAGACAAAUCUGUCCUAAAUAUCUUUUUGUAACAUAGGUUAUUUUAAUCAUUAUAAUUCUGAUUGAAAUUGUAACUUAACUAUAUUUUAAGAAAACAGAUGAUUUAAACAUGUACAAUUAAAAAUAAAUUUAUUAAAAUGAUGAAACCACACAUUUGUCUGUAGAUAUAUUAGAUCAUAGAUUAUUGAAGAUUUUUGUACCAUUCUGGAUAAUAUGUUUCUGGGAUUUGGAAACUAAAGUGCUUUAGCACAUAAAUGACAUAUAUUCUCAUGCAUACAUUGUUGGUACUACAUAUAAGCUAAAUUAACUACACUUUCAAGCCUCUGAACUUUUUGAAAUUUGAGAUGUAGAACUUAUUUGAUCCUGUAGUUAAUAUAGUUUUCGCUGCUCUGUAAUUUGUAACCAACUCUGUAUGUAUGAAAUACACUGCUUAUACUUUUAAAACUGUGAUUUGUGCAUUCCUUCCCAAGUAAAAUUUUGUUGGUAAAUGAAAGUUUUAUUAUUCUUUUUUUAUUUGUAUCUGAUAUGUAUUGCAGGUAAUCAAUUUCUGAUAUCAUUUACUGUUAAGUUUCAUUUUUUGUUGCUUUCCCUAAAUUGUCCAUUUAGUGGUCAGUUUCACUAACAUUUUGUUAGAUUUUUAAUUUAUUUGACAUUUGAUUGUAUUAUGUGCAGGGUGUUCAUUGUAAAAGAGAAUUUUUUUUUUCAUGUCCAUUAGUGUGAUAAUAACUAGUUGUGAGCGGAGAUGGAAUUGUCAUCCAAGAUGUCCUUAUCAUUUGAUUGUAAUUUUGAAUUAUGGAGUCUAUCUUUAGUAAUCUUCAUGCAACUUUAAAAUAUGUUAAUCUAUCAACUCAAAUCUAUCCAUUUAUAUCAACUUCUACUUUGAAUAGCCUAUUAAUCAUAUUUCAAGGAUAGCAUUUAAUUUUCUUUAAUAUUUUUUUUAUUUAUCUUAAAAUAAAUUUUUUGUUCCGAUAUUUUAAAAAAAUGUUUGUUUAUGUCAGCAAUUUCUGUCUAGGAAGAAUUGAUUCAUAGUUACACAACUUUUUUGUGGGUGUAUGAUAUUGCAGAAAAAUUAUUAACUUAUAGAUAAUAUGUUUAGAAUACCUUUUAAUCCUUGAAGGGUUUUUUUUAAUGCUAAAAUUUACUGAAUAUUAACUUUUUGUGCAGAUCUGCUUAAUGAGCACAAAUUUUUUAGCUGUUAUAUAUCUUUAAGAUUGAAUGCCUUGUCACAUAGUUGACUAACCAACUCUCUAGUGUCUUUCGUUUCAUUAGUUAUAUAUAGGAAGGAGAUAACUAAAGUUCUGAAAUAAGAUUUUAAAAAAUUUCCUCUGGAAAGUACUGAAAAUUAUUUUCAUACAAAAUUUGGAAUUUGCAAAUGAUCUCCUAAUAAUAUGAAUAAUUUGGAUCUAUGUAUUUAUUUAAUAACAUUUAGCUUUCGUUAUGCUAAAGUGGUAAAAAUUAACUUAUCCAUCUCUCCAUUUGUAAGCACUGAAAAGUGAGGGUAAUAUGCAUUCUUAAUACUUGAUAUGACAAUGAUAUUUUAUAUGGAGUUGCUUAUCUUUUGAUUUUCACAAUUUCUAAAUAGAUACAAUUAAAAAAUGCUAAAUGAGUUUUUAAUAAACAAAUAAUUGCAAAAUGAAUUUAACAUUUUCAUAUGUUAUCUAUUAAAGUAUGUCAUGAACAGACUGUAUAUUUUGAAGAUUAUUUCCUCAGUAAUAUUUCCCAAAACAAGACUUCAGGGAUAUUAGCAUUCAAUAAAUUAAAUAUAAGUUUGCUGUUUGUUUUUAAAAACUGAUAAAAAUGAAUUGCUCUUUUUUUAAAUUUUUUAUUAUAUGACAUGCUUAAUGCAAAGUCUUAAUAUCUAGGUAAACAUUUAUUAUUUUCUGCUGUGAAAAGCAAUAUCAGUUUUGUUGCAUGAGAUUAAAAGAAAUGCAUAAAAAAACAUAGUCCAGUAAUUAUGAUGAGAUUGAUUUGAUUGUUUCUUCAGUGAACAGAAAAUAUUAGAAUAAAAUUUCUAUUUUGAACAGCUUUAUUUUUUAAAUUUGCAUAAGUAUUCUUGUAUUAAAGUUGCUGAAUCUAAACAACUUGCCAACUAAUGAUUGAUUGAAUUUGUGAUUUCUCAACCUUCCUUAUAUAUCUGCUGUUAGUGUGUUGUAUUUUAUUUGUUGGUUUUUAGGGGCCUUAAAAAUGUUUUCUACAUUUUAAAUAAAAUAUAAGUAUCUUUAAUGUGUUUGUGUCUGUAGACUGAAAGCCUAAUGUAGCAUGAUCAAAAAUAUGUAUUUUUCUUAUAUAUGUAUAGUGUUGUGGUCUGUUCUAUAAUGUUUUUUAAAAGACACUUCUACAUUUAGGUAUGUAUUGAAGUUUUUCGGGGGGAAAGUAAACUAUUAUUUAUGUAGAUCAUCAGUCUAAAAGUGCUGUUUUGAAAAAGAAAAAAUUAAGUAUUGAUUUUCUUAAAUUUUGAAGUGCAUUGAGAAUUUUAAAUAUAUAAUUUGAAAAAUAUUUAUGAAUUACAGUAUUGAACUUAAAUCUUCUGAUUAGCCAUUGAAUAGUUUGAUUUCUCUGAAGACUUAUUUGCAAAAUCAAGUUUGUAUCUCAACCUUUGCACAUUAGUAAGGCAUUUUCAAGAAAAGAUAUAUAUAUUUUUAGAAAAUUUUAUUUACUUGCAGUACUCGCUAUUUUCUAUUCUUUCGUGACAAAUAUAUAAAACUUCCUUCAGGUUAUCAGAGAUAUUUUUAUUUUACUGAAGUUGGUAUGCUAACUUUCUCUCUGAUUAUGGAUUUCUUUUUAUUUUUGCAUUUUCUUUAUCCUGCUGUCGUUUUUCUCUCCUUUUAGAUAAUUCUACUUAUUUUUAACUCUUGAUCAGUGAAUAAAAUUAUUCAGGUUUUGAAAAAACAUGCUUUUAUGUCUUCUUUUUCCUGUCAUACAAAUCCAUAGGUAACCAUAUGGAAAAGAAAAUUCGGUCUGUUUAUAUGUGCCUGAAAAUGAACAUUUUUGCCCCCCCCCCUUGUUAUUUUUUAAAAAGAGAAUGAAAAAAAUCUUAAGUGUUUCAGAAGCUCUAGCCUAUAUACAUGUUUGCUUAUAAAAAUUUAAUUGAAAGUGUGUUCAUUUAUAUAAGGAAGACUGGUUUAAAAAUAUACUGAAUUGUACCAGUAAACUUUUAUAGUAAAAUUGUUAUUUCAAAGUUUUUGGGAUUCAACAAAUCAAAUAUAUAAAUAAUAAGUGCAUUAAUGAAUUGUAUUAUUUAUUCAUCAGUCACAAGAUUGUCUUUGUUUAAAUUCAAAUAUACAUUUGAAUUAUGUAAAUGAAUUGUUACUUGUUGUUAUAUUAGAACUAUUCUUGUUAUUCUAUAUUAAUAAAAGAAUGUUUAUUUUCACCUGAAUUGAUACUUCAGGAAAAUAAUUGUUGUUGAAAAUAACAGACCGUCUGUUUUGUCAUAACUGAUUUUCCUGUUUUGCAGAUAUGUUACUUUUUUGCAAAAGGGGAAUGAAAUUUUGAAUAAACAAAUUAAUGAAUGCCACAUAGGUAGCCAUUAUUUCUUUGGUUUAACUUUUAAUUGGAAAACUUGUAAGAAAAUAAAUACACAGAAACCUGAUAUUGUUAAAUGUUACUAUCGUAAGGACAAUAAUGGUUGUUUUGGUGCAUUUUAAAUUUUAAGAUUAGUUGAACAAAGCCAAUUUUGGCUGUGUUAGUUUGUUACUAGUUAUAUUGUACACUGUCUCUCUGUAACAGAGAAAUUGUGUAAAACAUGACAUAAAUAACUAGGAUCUUAAAUGUGCUCCUAAUUUAAUUAUUUAUUAAACACCGGAAGCUACUGUAAAAUUACAGUUGCUUCAAGUAUGCCUUGUGAAUAUAUAUGCACAUCUGCAUUUAAAAUGUACAGCAAUAACUACUUUCAUGCAAGAUUCAUUUUGAGAGAAAUUUUAUUUCUAAGGAACCUCACUGAUUUUCAAAAUGAAGAUAGUAUGAUAGCUGUUGACAUUUUUUUAAAUUCAACUCUUAAGUAUAAACUACUUGCUCAUUGAAUUGUAUGAUUCACUACUAAACUACAACAGCACUGCAGCUUGCUUUUAAUCUGGAGUUUUCUGAAGCAUUUUCAUAUGUUUACUUGUAUGAAAAUUCCUUUUUCUUCUGCUCUGAAAUGUGCUGUAACUUAAGAUGCAAAAGUAUGCUUAAAGGGGGGGGGGGAAUGAUAGUCAGGAUGAAAAUUUAGAGGAAGUUGAAAUACUCCCUCCUUUCCAGUUUCUUCACAUGAAGCUGGUUACAUGGAGUGGAAAUCUCUUACCCCCCUCCCCCUACUCCAAAGUUAAUGUGGUAAUAAGUUAUGAAAGUUUUGGAAUUAAAUUUUAACAUUGACAUAUUUUCUAUUCAUAAGUAUCAUGUAUAAUAGCCAAGAAAUUUGUCCAUGCCUUUUCACUUUGUCUUGACUAUUGCUAACUUAAGUACGAAUAACCUUGUUUAUAUAUAUCUUUUUUUGUUGCAAGAAGAAAAAUCUUUCAUAAAAUGAAAUAACUACAUUUGUUUAAAAUUAUAUAGAUUUGAUUUUUGUUAUUUAUAAUUAGAAAAUGCAUCUAUGAUUUUGAAUAUAUAUUACGAAAUAUCAUGAUUUAUUAAAUUGAAUGUUUUAGUUCUUAAUUAUAGUAUCAGUAAAACACAUUUGUGAAAUUAUAUAAUAAAUACUAAAGAAGUUUAAAUGAAAAUAUUGCAGGAAGGACAAUUUUUGCAUGAAAGUAUAGAAAUAUUUAAAUGACAACGAAUAUUGUCAAUUUUUUUAAAGGAUUUAAGCAUUCAAUAUUAUGGCUAUAUUCAUUUGUUUUCAUUGAGAUAAGGAUUUGUCUUUAAAAAAAUCAGCCUUAUAUAGUUUAUAUGUGUUGUAUUUGUAAAAAUAUGAGGAUGGUAGAAUUUGACAAUCUUGGAAAAUACAGAAAUUUGUGGAGUUUUGCUUUUUUGAUCUGAUUAUUUUGCUAUAUAAAAUACUGUUUUUGAUUUAAUUUUAUUUUUGCAUUUAAGUGUCCUUUUUAUUUAGUAAAGAUACAUUUUUAUUCAAUCGAUUUUUUUUUUCAGUGUUCUAUGAUUUAAUGAACUGUAAGAUUGGAAUUACAUUUUUACUCAUAAACUCUGUUAAGAAAUUUCGCAGAUAUUUUUCUUCAUUUCCCUAGCAAUGUGCAGAAUGAAUUUUUAUUUUUAAUUAAGGCUUGAAUUUUCUUCAUUAAUUACUUAAUUUGUUUAUUUUAUCAAUUUGUAGUUAAUUGUUAAAAAUUUGCUUGCACAUUUAUCCAUUUAAUUCUUUUACGUAUCUUAUCAGUAGUUUGCUUGUUCAGCUGAUUCAUGAAUAUAAUUUUUAAACGUUUUAAUCCUAUCUAAUUUCAACUGUUUUGUGCCUUAUAUGAAAAUUAAAGUAUCUUGAAUUUUUCUGUUAUGUUUUGAUUUAUAUAUAAUGUCCUCUAUUUGAAACAGAAAAAAAAAAAAUUAAGUUAUAAGUUUUUUAAUUCCUCAUUCUUUAGAAUUCAUAGUUUAAAAUAGUCUUUAAAAAUUGGAGCAUUUUCUGAUUUUAUUUGGAUUUUCAUUUUUUUUUUUUUUAUUGCAAAAUAAUCAUGUUUUAAUUUAAUGAUAUUGUGGGCUGGUGGAAAUGUCCAAUCACUUAAUUUUGAAUUUUUCCAGAAUUAUUUUAGAUAUAAAUGUAUAUAUAUAUAUAUUUAUAAAUACUAAACGCGAUGACUGUACAAAUGUUUGUUUUAUGUAUUUUUAAUAAUUUACAUAAUUGUAGGAGAUACUUGAUCUUGUAAACUGAACUUUGUUGGAUGUGUAGUACAAAAUUUUUUCUCAGAAUUUAAUUUCUUACAUCACUCAGGUGGAAUUUUUGUUAUUCAACUGUGAACUUAUUGUUUGCAUCAUAGGUCUUCUCACUUUAUUUUUUGGAGUGUAAGUGCUUUCAUGAAGUCUGAUCUAAUAAAAUAGAGAUUAUUCCUGCCACAUUUUUUUCAUUUACCGUUGUGCCUCUGCUGAUUUGAGUUCUAUUUGUCGAUUGUGAAAUUUGAAUUUACUUUGUAGAAUUGAGUGACUCAUUUUAAUUGUUUGCUGUACAUUGAAUUAUGCAGGCUUUAGUAGCAUAAUAUUUACAGAGUAAUUUUUAUUUAUGGUUUCUAAAUCUAUAUGUCUGUUCAUUUAAGAAUAUUUUGAUCCAAUAUUAUCUGAACUAGUUGUGAUUUUAAGAUAAUUCUAUAUAUGUUAUGAAAAUUACAGCUAAAAAAUAUAUAGUUACAAGCAAAUUUCUUUGUAUUUUACAUUCCAUUCUAGAAUUUACAUUCACACAAUGCUUCAUGCUUGAUUUUAUCCUGGAUUAAAAAGCUUAAAUAGGAAGUUGGGGGGGGGCUCUUUACAGAAUUUUAUUUUUAUUAAUAAUAAAAGUAUUUCAUUUGUUAAUCUAUUGUUUUGAUAUUUCAUUUGUCAUAAAGCUAUAUGAAAUUUUUUUUGUGGUAAUAAAAUGUAGAAAGAAAACUUUAAAAAAAAUUAUUUGUAUAUCAUAUAGUUAACAUUUUUCUGAUUUAUUAAUUUUAACGUCAUAAAGUUUGGACUAUGUUAAGCAAAUCAAUUUCUAAAAUUUGAAAAAAGAGGCUACUGAAAAUUCAUUUUCAAUCAUUAUCAUUUUCAAUUUUAUCUUUGUUAUAAUUUGUGUCUUUUUUGUAUAAAACAUCUUUUAUACUAUUAAAUACCAUGAAUUCUUCAAAAAUUGCUAUGAAUAUUGUUCUUGCAUGAUAAAGUGGCACAUUUUUUUUAAAUUUUAAUACUGAGCCUUUUUCAGUAAGCAUUAUGCACAGUUGCUAAUACCAAUAUUAUUAAAUUGUAAAUUUUUUAUUGCUAGCAUUACUUACUGUAAAAUUAUUAGCCUGCAUUGUUCAAAAGCAAACUUUCUUUGAUUGCAGUGAUCUCUCUUUUUUGCAUCCUUUAUUUUUUUUAAGUAAUAAAAUGGUUUUUCAAGUGAAUAAUUCAAAAACAGCUUUGCAUUUCACUAUGUUAUUAUUCAUAUGCAUGGAAUUAUAGAAACUGUAUAGCACAGUAGAUUGUUUUUUGUAAUUUGUGUAAAAUGACAAUGAUUAUGAUUUCAUUAAUUUUAUUAAUUAGACACCAUUUGUCUUCCAUUUCAUGAUUCUGUAUAUUUAAUGUGUGUGGAAGGGGAGGGGGUAAAUGUUAUAGCUGAAAAGUGACUAAACUGUGCUUUGCUCAAAAGUUGAAACUAAAAGAAAUAGUUUUUUCUUUUUUCAAAAGGGGAAAAAAAUUAUUCAUUUAAUUAUAUAAUAUUAAAUAUUUCACCUCCAAAAUGUUUUGUGAAUCUUUUAACUAUAUAUGUAUGAAUGAAUUCAAGCCUAGGUUAUAUUCAUGUUUAGAUUUCCUUUGUAAUAUGUAUAUGAUCAUUUCGUGUAUUUGUGUGUAUUUAUCUAGUCUUGAAUAAUGGAUUCUUUGAAAGUGAAAGAAUUGAAGCAAUAAAUGAUUUCUUGUUCUUAAACCCUUUUAUACUAUAACUAUUUCUUAUCGUGGGAUCCUUAAUUUAUCCUAAUGCCAAGAAAGAAUCAUUCCUACUUACGUAUGUACAUUGUCUGCAUUUACAUAUCCUUUUAAGUUUUGGUUUAAAUUUAGUUUGUAAAGAAUAAAGGUGACUGAUGUCCUGUUUUGUAAAUACAUACCAUUGGCUAUCUUGUCAUUUCCAGCAUAAACAUUUCCCUAGAACACCUCAUUUAUGUGCUGUGCACAAAAGAUGUAUAAAUUAUUAUUUUAAGUAUUGUUAAUUUUUCUCUGUAAAAAGCAACAAAAUGUACAUAUUUAUGAUUAAAUUGGUCAGGUUGUAGUGCCUGAUGUGCCUCGAGUUCCUCAGUACAUCAGCUGUUGAACUUGUAUAUUAUAAGAGGCAUACAAAUAAUAUAUUACAUAAACUGUUGAAAGUGGUUAUUUAAACUAAUGUAAACAUUUCUUUGUAAACAAAUAUUAAAUUGUUUUUAUAAAAUUAGAUGUGUAUUUUUUCAAAUA
Argiope bruennichi is the source of this 11817-nucleotide messenger RNA. Its product is annotated as WD repeat-containing protein 20-like. Lineage: Eukaryota; Metazoa; Arthropoda; Arachnida; Araneae; Araneidae. Gene Ontology annotation, molecular function: protein binding. The transcript has 4 exons. The record is from RefSeq and is a predicted model, not a curated record. Bases 223 to 1965 code for a protein of 580 amino acids.